AUGUCCAACCCCACGCCGACCCCACCACCACCAACAUCCUCAUCAUCAACCACAUCAUUCCCCUUCCCAAGGGAAUACUCCUUCCCGCCCUUCUUCACCCGGCAGACCAACCUCACGACGCACCAUGCGCAGCUGGUCAAGUGGGCCGCCCUCGUGGUGGCCUACUGCCGCCACUACCGCAUCUUCAAGCUUGCCCUGUCAGGGACCGGCACCGUCGCUACCAACACCACCACUUCUAUUACUACUACAGCGGGAGGUGAUCAGCAGCAGCAGCAGCGGGACACGACCGAGCUGUUCCACAACCGGCGCAUCAACAGACGGCUGAGCCUGGCCGACAUCCGGGAGGUGAUUGAUUUCCUGCGCAAGGACGGGCGCGCCGAGUACGUCAACGGCGGGGGCGGCGAUCUGGUGUGGAUAUACUGGCGGACGCCCGAGGAGUGGGCUGCGCUGGUGGAGGCCUGGGUGGAAGCAACCGGCCAGAGGGGCAGUGUGAUGACGCUAUAUGAGCUCGUAGAGGGGGAUGCUACGUUGGGGGAGGAAUUCCAUGGGCUGGACCAGGACCUGCUGCUCAAGGCCUUGAAUGUGUUGGUCAAGAGGGGCAAAGCGCAGAUUUUUGGCCAGGAGGAUUCUCGAGGUGUUAAAUUCUUCUGA
Messenger RNA from Canariomyces notabilis, 651 nucleotides. RefSeq names its product vacuolar protein-sorting-associated protein 25. Gene Ontology annotation, biological process: protein transport to vacuole involved in ubiquitin-dependent protein catabolic process via the multivesicular body sorting pathway. Gene Ontology annotation, cellular component: ESCRT II complex. The record is from RefSeq and is a predicted model, not a curated record. The transcript is spliced from 3 exons. Gene Ontology annotation, molecular function: structural molecule activity; protein homodimerization activity. The coding region runs from base 1 to 651 and encodes 216 amino acids. Lineage: Eukaryota; Fungi; Ascomycota; Sordariomycetes; Sordariales; Chaetomiaceae.